Messenger RNA from Vicia faba (fava bean), 1329 nucleotides. Lineage: Eukaryota; Viridiplantae; Streptophyta; Magnoliopsida; Fabales; Fabaceae. The record is from the annotation of a GenBank genome assembly.
AUGGAGGAAGAGAAUAAAGAAAUUAAAUCAUUUAAGGAUUUAGGCUUAAAUGACUCAUUGGUGGAAGCUUGUGAAAAGCUGGGUUGGAAGAAUCCGCUAAAGAUUCAAGUAGAAGCAAUUCCCCAAGCUCUACAAGGGAAAGAUGUGAUUGGAAUUUCCCAAACGGGUUCUGGUAAGACUGGAGCUUUUGUUCUUCCUAUAUUGCAUGCCCUCUUAGAAGCACCCUUUUUUCUCCGGAACAAUUUCUUUGCAUGUGUAAUGUCUCCCACAAGGGAGCUUGCUUUUCAAAUUGCUGAACAAUUUCAAGCUCUAGGUUCUAAAAUAGGUGUCAAGUGUGCUGUGCUUGUUGGACAGAUUAACAUGGUAACGCAGGCCAUCGAGAUUGCAAAGCGACCUCAUAUUAUUGUUGGGACACCUGGACGAGUCUUGGAUCACCUAAAAAACACCAGAGGAUUUUCUCUUGAUAAAUUGAAAUACUUGGUCUUAGAUGAGGCAGACAGGCUGUUGGAUGAGGACUUUGAGAAAACAAUUACCGAGUUUUUAGAAUUUAUUCCUCGUGAGCGGAAAACAUUUCUUUUUUCAGCUACGAUGACAAAGAAGGUCCAGAAGCUCCAAAAGGCUUGUUUAAGGAAGCCCGUGAAGAUUGAAGUAUCAUCCAAAUAUUCUACUGUGGACACACUGAAGCAGCAGUAUCUCCUUGUGCCAGCAAAACAUAAGGAUUGCUACCUUGUAUACAUUCUCACUGAAAUGGCUGGAAGCACAUCAAUGGUAUUCGCCGAGAAAUGUGAGACAACAUGGCUUCUGGCUUUGAUUCUUAAAAAUCUUGGUUUGAAAGCCAUCUCAAUUAACGGUCAUAUGAGUCAGCCAAAGAGACUUGAAGCCUUGGAGAAAUUCAAGUCUAGGGAGUGCAAUAUUCUCGUUUGUUCUGACGUAGCCAGUAGGGGACUUGAUAUUCCAGCGGUAGAUAUGGUGAUUAACUAUACCAUUCCCAAAAGCAAAGUUUAUGUACAUCGUGUGGGAAGAACUGCUCGUGCAGGGCGUUCUGGUGUUGCCAUUUCCCUUGUGAACCAAUAUGAAGUGGCAUCGUACAUGAAGAUAGAGAAGUUUAUAGGCAAGAAGCUACCAGAGUAUCCUGCAGAGGAAGUGGAAGUUUUGUUUUUGAAAGAGCGCGUUAGUGAGGCCAAAAGAUCAGCAGACAAGGAAAUGAAGGAAUCCAAUGAGAAGAAGAAACGGAGGAGUGAAGGAGAUUUUAGUGAAGAGGAGGAGGACGACAUUGAGAAAUACUUGGGUGUCAAAAAUAAAAAAUCAUCCAAGAAGUUCAGAAGAUAG